This is a messenger RNA of Alternaria viburni, 534 nucleotides long. RefSeq lists its product as uncharacterized. The coding region runs from base 1 to 534 and encodes 177 amino acids. The transcript is spliced from 3 exons. Lineage: Eukaryota; Fungi; Ascomycota; Dothideomycetes; Pleosporales; Pleosporaceae. The record is from RefSeq and is a predicted model, not a curated record.
AUGCAACUCCACGAUGCUUCCAUCACCUCCGGGUCGACUAACGGACACCACUUCCGCUUCUUAGACCUCGCUGCAGAACUUCGGAACCGCAUCUAUGAGUACGCUGCCGAGGCACCGCCGCGCAACAUCAUACUCAAGCCUGGCAACGGACCCACUAUCAGUCUCACCCAAGUCUGCCGACAGAUUCGCGAUGAAUUCAGGAAGAUCUACAUGCAAAAUGUCCCCUUCACAGUCAAAGACAAAGACAUCAAGAGGUUCACGAACGCGUUCUUUGCGUGGGGUCAUACGAACCAGCGGGAACUCGAUGGGCAACGCCCCACGCGCGUCAUUUAUCUCUAUCCACCGACCACAAACGUGGACAUACUACCUCUCCUAGAAGUCAAGAUAGCGUUCCCGAAAACCGAGAUCACCGUCAUCCCCGGUCCUGCGGACGAAGAGCAUUUCUAUCCCCCAUCUCUGAACUCUGCUGUCAGGAAGAUUGUAGAUCCUACUUGUGGUACAAGCCGGGUCAUGUACCCCACGGUGUGGAUAUGA